AUGAUUUCUUUGUCUUCAAAAUCAUUUUUACUGAAUACUACUCUUCGAACCUCAACGACGAUAUUACCCGUUUUCCCUAGAAUUUUGACAAAUUUGCUUCUAUCUAACUCUAAAAGAUUUAUAUCGUAUUCGACCGGAAAUGGCAAUUUGCCGGAUAUUGAUCACAAGAAUAUUCGCAUCGAACGCUCAAAAAACUUGAAACCGCCUCUUCCCUAUAAAGAUUUAGUGUUUGGUCGUUCCUUCACAGACCAUAUGCUCAGCAUUGAAUGGGAGGGAACAAUUGGCUGGUCGAACCCUUUAAUCAAGCCAUACGGUCCACUUUCCCUCGAUCCUAGUUCAGUUGUAUUGCAUUAUUCUUUUGAAUGUUUCGAAGGAAUGAAAGCUUAUAAGGAUAAACAAGGAAAGAUAAGAUUAUUUAGACCGGAUAUGAAUAUGAAGAGAUUCGUCAAAUCUGCCAACAGAAUAGCACUACCGACUUUUAAUGGCGAAGAAUUGGGUGAAUGCAUCAAGGAACUCAUCCGUGUUGAAGAAAAUUGGAUUCCUCAAGAGCGUGGAUAUUCAUUGUAUAUUCGUCCCACACUUAUUGGGACACAGGCAUUCCUCGGCGUGGGACCAACAUCAAAUGCUCUUCUCUUUGUAAUCUGUUGUCCUGUGGGACCAUAUUAUAAAACUGGUUUUAACGCUGUUAAAUUAUUGGCUACCACAGAAAAUGUCAGAGCUUGGCCUGGUGGUACAGGUGACGCUAAAAUUGGUGGAAAUUAUUCUCCUUGUGUGAAACCACAGAUUGAGGCAGCCGCUAAAGGUUAUCAACAGAAUUUAUGGUUAUUCGGUGAAGAUGAUGAGGUUACAGAAGUAGGAACAAUGAAUUGCUUUGUCUAUCUGAAAAAUGAACAUGGCGAAACCGAAUUGGUUACCCCGCCACUCGAUGGUACCAUACUUGCUGGCGUGACGCGUGAUUCCAUAUUAAGUCUCGCUCGAUCAUGGAACGAGUAUAAAGUGUCUGAGCGCAAGAUAACAAUGCAUGAAAUUAUAAAAGCGUCCGAGGAAGGUCGUUUACUUGAAAUGUUUGGAGCAGGCACUGCAUGUAUCGUGAGCCCCAUUAAGGAAAUUCGAUAUCGAAAUCUCGAUAUCAAGGUGCCUUUAGAUCCUAAAGAUCCAUCAAACAAUGCUGGCCCUAUCACUAAAAAAUUUGCGGAUGUCUUGAUGGGUAUUCAAUAUGGGGAGAUAUCACAUGAAUGGUCUGUUAUUGUGGACAAGUGA
Messenger RNA from Ambispora leptoticha, 1260 nucleotides. NCBI's taxonomy places the organism in Eukaryota, Fungi, Glomeromycota, Glomeromycetes, Archaeosporales, Ambisporaceae. The record is from the annotation of a GenBank genome assembly.